GUUAAGUACAUCAGAUAAUCUACUCAUCACAAUUCAAGAUAAGAUAAAAUGGGCUGACACAAUGAGUGAGCUGGACAAGAAGCAUAAAAAAGAAGCCGAAGAGAGAAUGGAGGAAGUGAAAAAGACACUCUCCCUCAAGAAGUCACAAACUAUGAGCAGGCAAACAUUGACUUUCGAGGCCCUGAGGAGAUGUUCCCCGAACCAAGUGGAGUGAUGGAUUAUGUUGAAGACCGAAGCCGACCUAAGAGGAGGCACCACCCGUUGGGUUAAAGAGGACCAAAGAGCAAUUAGUCUUUUGGGAUGGGGAUUGUUGCACAGGCUAGCUAGAUUUCUCAACAUUGUUGCACAGGAAGAAAUUGAAGAGCCGAUGUGGGCGGAUCUCAGCGUUUGUGAUUCGACCAAUGAUGAGACGUAUCUCUUUUUUCUUUAUGAUGACUCAUGGUUCAACAUAAGCCAUGAGUUCCAUCAAUGCUCUUCACGCCAGUUAAUCUCUAUUGUUUUAGGUCCUGCAAACUUGAUAAACAUACAAGAACCAACGUCUCCAAAGCUCCCAGCCUCAGUCACAAAAUCAAGAGGCAAAAACUAUAAAAUUAAGCAGUGGGAACAAAGAAAGGGUAAAGCCAUCCCCAACAAGCAACAUCCGGUCAAAACGUUCGUGUUGAAUCUGCUCCUGUUGACCAGUGAAAAGUCCAACUUCUGAUGCCAAUCCAAAUCGAAGGGAUAACAUUGUGGUUGGGGCAACAUGUAAGCAAUGAUCGGAUUGAUGUUAAAAAGCAUAAAAGGUGGAAGUUUUAUCAAGAUUUUUAUGUCUAAGAAUGGAAGGUUAGUCAGUCCUACUUUAAUAAGAACAGGUUCGCGCUUCUGUUUAACAAGGCCAGGGACAAAACGGCGCGGGUCUGCGAUUAUUAUGUCAAAACAAGUUUGGUUGUUUGCUGGGAAGUGGCUGGAAAAGUCUUGUGCAGUCGUUGGCUGAAAGAGAUGAGUUGGAACAACUUCUGGCUAUGUUGUGGCAACAGGUUUUCAAUGGCGACAACGACAAGUGGCUGUGGAAAAUAGGUAACAACAAGGGGGGUUUUCGGUUAAACUGGUGCGCUAUAUCCUGGAAGAUAGUUUUGACGGGGCUACAAGUAAUGCAACGUUUUCAUGGAGUAAAUUGGCAAUCUUGAAGGUUAAUUGCUUCGUUUGGAGGGCCUGUACCAGGAGCAUUCCAACUGUUGCGGCCUUGGCAAUCCAUAAUGUGAAUGUUUGUGACGGGAGGUGUAAUUUGUACGACACUUAUCUUGAAACUCCAGACCAUCUCUUUGUUUGGUGUUGCUUCGCCAAAUUGGUGUGGUGGCUGGUAUGUGUUUGGCUGAACGUCCCUACCCCAGUUACUUACGAGUCAGUUGGCCAGAUCUUAAAUCACUGCAGAACAUUAGGCGUGGAGAAGAACAAGAAACAGGUCUUUUACGCCAAGUUUUUGUUGACUAUGUGGUCAAUUUGGAGUGUGCGGAAUGAUAAGCAAUUUAGUUGGAAGUAUACGUUGGCUAUUACAAUUUUAAAGCAAGUCAAGGAGUGUUCGUACCAGGGGAUUCUAAAAAGAUUCAGCUAAAAUCCAGCACACCUUAGACCAAGUGGUAGUGGUCCGAGUAGUGAUGAUGAUUCGUAAGAGGAGGAGGAUGAUGAUGAUUGGUGAAAGUGAUGAAGAGGGUGUGAAGAAGGUAAAAUGUGUGGGUGAAAUGGAAGAAGGGGAGAUACGAGAUGAAGUGAUUGCUUGGAAUGAUGAUGAAGAAAAUAACAAGGCUGUGUAAGGUCCGAUUUGGUCCGAUUAGGUUGAACGGGUACACUUUGAAUAGCCUAAAUGUCUUCUUCUCCAUCAUCCAACUUUAAAUUUGUUUGACCCAUUAUCUUUUUAUAUAUAUUUUAUAUAAAGUUUCAAUGGUCGCAAAAACAUUGUCGAAAAGUUAUUGAAUUUCACAAUAGUUGUUAAAAUUACUCUCUUUGUUCUA
Messenger RNA from Helianthus annuus (common sunflower), 1988 nucleotides. RefSeq lists its product as uncharacterized. The record is from RefSeq and is a predicted model, not a curated record. The transcript is spliced from 9 exons. Bases 221 to 700 code for a protein of 159 amino acids. Lineage: Eukaryota; Viridiplantae; Streptophyta; Magnoliopsida; Asterales; Asteraceae.